CAUGGCCGUAAUGGUAGGAGAUAUUGGCGAUCCUGAAAUAAACACUGACGUGAGUUUUAUGGGAAUUUGAGAAGACCCGUUCCCCAACUCUGAACGGUCUCUCUUGAGGAAUUUAAGCCUUUUAUACGUUUUAUCCCCCAAGCUAAAUUGUUCGCCACCAAUUAACUAAUUGCGUUGAAAUUGGUUAUGGUUCAAUAAGUCGAUGAACCCUUGUAAGUUUUACGUUCGUCUACUAUUGUUUAUUCCCACCUACGCUUCGAACGUUAACGAUGCUAGACAUUAGUGUCCUCGCAGAUUGAAUGGAUCUCGGCCAAUGAUGGACCACACUGAGCUUACACAAUUUGCUCUCAAACAACUUUUCUACCAGGUGAAACAAGGUUUCCCCGAAGUACCUGACGCAGUUGUCAAUGACUGCAUCAGAAAGGCUGGUUACAACAGACGAGCUGCAGAGGCCCUGCUGCAGAAAGAAGCCCCCAAGUAUGGACGGUUUCCCCUCGUCAAGAAAAUGCCUCAGGGUCCCCCCAAAAGCCUGUCGGCAGGGAAUUCACCACUUGAUGGUGGACACAAACCCCUCGUUGACUGCUUGACACCAACCAAAGUUCCUCCGCCACUGCCAGUCACUCCCCCAGUGGGUGCAGCUGCCUCUACCGGUCCUAGUCCACCGAUCUACACGUCCCCACUCUACCGACCCGAUAUCGACUUGUCUCUGCCGCCUCCAGACCUCACUGGUGGACGAGGGGCCUCGUCCCAAGUCCAGGUCUUUUGCGAUCAGCCGAGAUCGUCCACGUCAGUCAACGUUAUCCUGCAACCCGACACUGUUCCUUACGUCACCUACUCGUCGGCCUCGACGGACCACCACCGAGGGUUGCACUCUCAACUGAAAAUCACAAUCAGUCCUCAAGGAGGAACAGUUUCGGCCGUCCAGCGGUCAAACAUACUCUCCCCAUGGCACUACGGUGUGGGACCGGCCCCGAAUUCCGGCAGCAUAAACUGUCUGCAUAGCCAACAGCAGCCUUCGAUGUCUUCGGUUAGUUUACCGGACCAGGCGGAGCACAUCCGGGAGCAAUGCGAACGGCGGGAGUCUUUGCGUCGAUCCCUGGCCGAGGAUCGCCAACGGUUGACCUCGCUGAGCCAGAAAGUCGAACGCCUUCAAGAAGAAUUGACCAAAGAGAAACAGCUUCUGGACACCAAUAAUCUACCCCGAAGAGAACCGAUCCAGCAACCGCAGCAGCUACCACCUGCUGUCCGGUUUCCUCAUUUCCCGCAUCCAAUCCAGCGCCAACAAGCAGUUGUUGAUUUGGAACAUCUCAAAGGCGAAGUCCGCAAUUUGGAACAGGAGUGCCAGCGGAUGUGCCAAGAGCUGUUCAAUCGGCAGAGCGACACCAACAUCCGGAAUCCGCCUUCGACUCCGUCUACUCCUCACUCGGCCGGCACUCCAACUUUCCACAACGGGACUCCGCCUCCGCUGGUUGCCACCGUGACGGAGGAGGACGACGAGUCGGACGGCUGGAACUGCAGCCGUUGCACCUUCCAGAACCACCCGGCGCUGAGCAAGUGCGAGGAGUGCGAUUCGCCUCGGCCGCCUCCCGGCCAGCCGGGCCACUCGUCUUCUCCUUCGUCGUCGCCCAUCGUGACCUCUUCGACCCAACAAGCAGGGGUGAUGGCCGUCCGCAGCUUUAUACCGUACAGUCGCAGGCCGGGAAACAUUCACAUCCACGUCCGUCACCGUCCGCGUAAAUACCAAACCUCACCUCAUUUUGGCUUGAUUGGAAAUUCGUUUUUCAAACAUUUUUUCCCGCCUUUUCGUUAGAAUUUUUUGAAAUUGCCGCUUCUUUUUUCAAAUUUUUAUUUCAAAAAAAGCUUAGAAAAAUGACACACACGCACGCUAUAGACUCGACUAACCGUAACCGUCAACUUCUUUCUGUUCCAGGAACGAUCCAAGGGUGGGGUGUCUAAAAAAACAAAACAAAACACAAACAACGAAAAUGUCAACUCUGGAUUUUUUCUCAUAACCGCCUGUUUUCGCUUCUUUCAUGGAUUUUAUUUUUAUUUUUAUUUUUAAUUUUUUUUUUUCUGGAAUAAUUCCAUCAGCCGCCAUGUCGUCGGACGGUCUGGCCGCCCAAUCACCAGUGAAAUAAUGCCCGAAAGGAAACGGUGAUUUAAAAAAAAACAUGGGUGUGUGUUUUUUCUUUUCUUUUUUUUUAAAUAAUUUCGUUUUCAAUCUCCUUCUUGUCUCCUAGAAAAGCAGCUCGUUUGAAUAUCAUUUCUAAUUUCUAUUCAAUGAAUGAACAUUAUAUAUAUAGCAAAAUAAUUAUUUUCAUUCAUUUUUCACAGUCCUCUUGCGUCUGUCGCUCCCUAUAGCCCGAAUUUCGCCGUGUGUACAUAAAUUAUAAUGAUAUACUUAUUGGUGUUCAUUUUUCAUAUACAAUCAUCAUCCGUCGAAUCAUUUUUCGUUCAACUCUCCGUUAGCUUUUUUGUUUUUUAAAAAUUAAAAUUGUUUAGAAAUUUUUAUGAAUCCGGAACACAGUGUGUAUUAUAAUAAUUAACGAUUAGUGAAAAUCGAACGACAUGUUAACAUGAGGGGUUGGGGGAGGGGCGAUAAGGUGGAGAAAAAAACGGGAGGCGGGGUUGCAAUUCUCAAAAACACACACGCAAUGGAACAUUUUGUAAA
Messenger RNA from Daphnia pulicaria, 2671 nucleotides. Its product is annotated as TGF-beta-activated kinase 1 and MAP3K7-binding protein 2-like. The transcript is spliced from 6 exons. NCBI's taxonomy places the organism in Eukaryota, Metazoa, Arthropoda, Branchiopoda, Diplostraca, Daphniidae. The coding region runs from base 314 to 1810 and encodes 498 amino acids. The record is from RefSeq and is a predicted model, not a curated record.